ACUCGCAGACACAAUUUGUGCGAUCAUUACACUGUAUCAUGUUGGCUAGGGAGUUGCAAGGCAAUAUUUGAUGUUAAAUAUUCCGGUCCAUUUUAGCAAAAUUUUGUUAGUUUUUAUUUAGUUUUGAUAAUUUUUCUGCUGCUGUACAGGGGGAAGUCAAAGCUUUAAAUGUGCUCCGUGUUUUCAAAGCCCGAAAUAAUCGCCAGGAGGACUACUGUUUUGUUGAUGUCAUCCGCGGCAGAGCUGUAGCGACCUUCAGUUUUUAGACAAGACCAAGAUAAACAAAGACUGGUUUUGACGUGUUUUUUUCCGCCUUCGUUUUGUUUUUAUUUUUGCCAGACACGAGCAACGAGGAUGGGACUUUUGCUGCAUUGUGUCCUGCUGUUAUUUGUUUCCACUUUCACGGCCAGUUUAGAUGUUCAGCAGGGAUCCGAACCCUUCGGACACUCGGUUUUUUUGAAGCGUUCAAACACUGGCAACAGAGCUGCGAACAUCGUAAAGAGGUCUCUGCCUGCCUGGCUGGCUGCAUCACCGGGUCACAAUAUAAAACGAAGAAGCACCGAGCAGGGCGACUCCUGCAAAGCUCUUCAAGGAUCUGACACCAAGUUAGCAGGCAACACCCACAGUUAUACCUUCAAUGACCUGAGUGGAUCAGUGUCGCUGGCCUGGGUUGGAGAUGGAACAGGGGUCAUCCUGGCUUUGACAACUUUUCAGGUGCCCUUCUUCAUGAUAAAACUGGGGCAGUCCAAACUCUAUCGAAGUGAAAACUACGGGAAGACAUUCCAGGAUGUGACCAACCUAAUCAACAACACCUUCAUCAGAUCAGAGUUUGGCAUUGCCAUCGGCAAAUCUGGGAAAGUGAUCCUGACUGGAGAAGUGUCUGGAGGUCCUGGGUCUCGGAUAUUUGUCUCGGACGACUUUGGAGAGACAUUCACCCCACGGGACCUGCCCUUUAACCCCCUGAUGCAGAUCACAUACAACCCUGACAAUUCCAAUGUGCUGCUGGUCCUCAGCAACAGCUAUGAACUGUGGCUGUCUGAAGAUUUUGGCAGCAACUGGAAAAAGAUCCACGACACGGUGUGUCUUGUGAAAUGGGGGAGGAAAAAUACCAUCUUCUUUACAGCCAACCAGAAUGGAUCCUGCACUGAUCGCGGAAUGCUGGAACUGAAGAGGUCGACGGACUAUGGUAAAACCAUUAAGACUGUCGCCAAUAAGAUCUACUCAUUUGGCCUGGGUGGACGCUUCCUCUUUGCCUCUGUAAUGACAGGCAAGGGCACUUUGAGGAUGAUCUAUGUGUCAGUGGACCAGGGUGAGACAUGGAACAUGGCCCAGCUGCCCCCUGUUGGUCACGAGCAGUUCUACUCCAUCCUGGGAGCGAACGAUGACAUGGUCUUCAUGCAUGUCGACGAGCCAGGAGAUACCGGAUUUGGCACCAUUUAUGUGUCGGAUGACAGGGGCACUGUGUACUCCAAAUCAUUGGAGCGCCACCUUUACACCACCACGAAUGGCGAUACAGACUUCACUAAUGUCACCUCCCUGCGAGGAGUUUUUAUCACCAGUGUCCUGGCAGAAGAUAAUUCGGUGCAGUCUGUGGUGUCCUUUGAUCAGGGAGGGGAAUGGGUUCCCCUGCGGAAACCUGACAACACCAAAUGUGAUGCCACAGCCAAAGACCCAGACAAGUGCAGUCUCCACAUCCACGCAGCCUACAGUAUUGCUAUGAAACUGAACGUCCCCAUGCUGCCUCUGACUGAACCAAACGCUGUGGGUCUCAUCUUGGCUCAUGGGAGUGUUGGUGAUGCCAUCUCAGUGAUGAAGCCUGAUGUGUAUGUGUCUGAUGAUGGGGGUUACACCUGGAUGAAGGCCCUUGACGGGCCCCAUUACUACGCCAUUCUGGACUCUGGAGGGCUGCUGGUUGCUGUGGAGAAAAACCCCACCCAACCUAUCAACAAGAUCAAAUUUUCUACUGAUGAAGGACAGUGCUGGGGUACUUACACCUUCACCAAAGAGCCCAUCUACUUUACUGGGCUGGCAUCAGAGCCGGGAGCUCGAUCCAUGAAUGUCAGUGUGUGGGGCUACAGAGACUCCCUGCUCAGCCAGUACUGGAUCUCCAUCACCAUUGACUUCAGGGAUCUUCUCACCAGAGACUGUGAUCACAAGGACUACGUGCAGUGGUUGGCCCACUCUGAUGACCUCAGUGACCCCAAUGAUGGUUGCAUGCUGGGCUACAAAGAGAAGUUUCUGCGUCUCAGGAAAGACGCUGUUUGCUGGAACGGACGAGAUUAUCAGGUCAACACCCAGCCAACCCCGUGUCUGUGCACCCUGGAUGACUUCCUGUGUGAUUUUGGAUACUACCGUCAAGAAAACAGCUCGGAGUGUGUGGAGCAGCCGGACCUGAAAGGCAAAGUGCUUGAGUUCUGUCUGCACGGCAAUGAGGAACAACUGCAGACCAGUGGCUAUAGGAAAAUCCCUGGAGAUAAAUGUGAGGGAGGAAAGAUGCCCGAGCGUAAAGAGAUAGACCUCAGUAAGAGGUGUGUGAGUGACCUGGUGGGCCCUGAACUUCUGAUAGACAGUCGCUCCUCCAAGUCUGUACCCAUUGUGAUAAUGGUCAUCUUUGUCAUGCUGCUGAUCAUUGCAGCCGGAGUUGUCUUCAUCAAGAAAUAUGUCUGUGGUGGCAGGUUCUUGGUUCACAGGUACUCGGUGCUGCAGCAGCAUGUUGAGGACAAUGCUGUUGACGGGAUGGACGACCCUUUGGAGACCAACCACACGCAAAAUGGCAAGAUAGAGUUUCACGACGACUCAGAUGAGGACCUGCUCGAAUAGCAGGCACAACCUGUCGUACAACUGAGCAACAGGUUCACCCUGUGGCCGGCCGCUGCUCCUGUAACUCUUGUCUCCAGCUCCUUCUUCCUUUCACCUUCUAGUAUGAGGUUUGGCCUCAGCUACCAAAAGAAGAGUCUGCAUCACUCUGCUGUCAUCUAUGAAGUAUAAUGAAUGUACGGAGGCUUUCUGUGACUAAUGCCACAGUUGAGGAGGAGGAAGGAGGGGUUGUAGUGUUGUGCUUCAGCUAUUGAUUAUGUUGAUUGAGUUCAAGUCUCCAACUUAUUAAUUUAGGAAACAAAGUACUGACGCAGUAGUUUGAACUGCUGACAAAGGCAGACUUAUGGGUUCUGACACCAAGCUAGUUGUAGAAAUCCACCACCAUUGCAUUACGGGUCCUGCCUCUCCCAUCACCCGGUGGUGCUCCUGGAAAUACUUCUCCCUUCUGUUGAAGAUCUUUGACCUUUUUUUUCCCAUGCACUUGUACGUAAACUUAUUUUUCUUUGCCAUUUUCGACUUGGUAUCGAUUUAGUUGGUUUUGAAAAAGAUUGCUGUUGGUAGCUUGUUAAUAACUCUCUUAAACCACUUCCCUACUUUUUAUCAAAAUAUUUGUUGGUCAAAAUCUGUGCCCCAGACGGCCAAGAGAAUGUAAAUGUGUUAUUUUCAGCCUCCCGAUUUGUGAAAUCUCCUAUUGUAAUCUAUAUUUGGAAUACAAUCCAGAAUACUUUGACUUUGUGGCAUUUAGAACCACGGUUGAAGUAAUAAGACGUAAAUUGAAGUUUCCAUUUGUAUUAGUUUUUAUAGCAAUAACAAUGUUUAGAUUCAUUAUGUUGUCAAUGCACAUUAAGUAAUCCUAUUGGCACAAUAUCUCUCACGCAUCCAGUUUUGUCCAGUUGUUUUAUGGAUGGAAAUGUCAUUGCGUGAAACAUUAUACGCAUCAAUGUAUAGGGUGGUAAAGUGUGUCUGUUUCAAGACAGGAUUUGUUCCAAAAUGUUUGUCUGCAGUUCUAACUGCCUAAAGCACAAUGUCCCUUGUAAGCUUGGUUUGUAGAUCAACAUUUUUCCUAAAUGUGACCUAAAGAUUAACGUGAUAAGACUGUAAUAAUCACUGUAGUCUUAUACAAGUCAUGUUUAUAACCAUUUGAGCAGUUUUUGUACUUUUAAUGAACUUUUAACUUGUGUAACAAAUUGUGGUUUGAAGAUGUUCUGAAACAAUAAGGGUUUAAUAGUAAAUAUCUACAGAUAUUUUUACAUCAAAUUCAGAUAACUGAGUACAUUGAUGUGAUUCGGCAAUAGAAGAAUAGAAGCAAUAAGUAAAAAUAAUUAAAUCAUGUAACUGUGGCAUAAUUAACACUGAAGCCUGUAAGAGAUAACAGACAUGGCUGUUGUUGGUUAUUGAAAGGUUCUUAUUUCACAGUGAACUGCUGUUAUUUCUCUUUCAUCAUCUUGAUACUGCUGUUUUGCUGACUUUAACCGGAUUGGCCAGAGCCUUUCAACAGAUCUGUCCUCUCUAUCACGUCGUCUUACCAGUUAUUUUCCCCCCCUCUUUUAAGCAUUUGUUGCACAAUUAUUUCUCUGCCUUGUUAGAUAAAUGUCUUUCCUACAGGUUUUUAUUUAUUUGUGACUUGCAGGUUCAGAGUGCAGUAAAUUGGACGUGGUUACAUAAGUGCCUGGUGUAGGAUAUGAUGUGAGGCUCUCCCAAUGUGUAGCCGGCAUCUAUGUACUGAUAAUAUUUAUACCAGCUGAUGUGUAACCAAUUCCAUCAAUUUUGUCAGUGACACACCGAAGUUGCACUUGUUGCCUAAGAGGAAUCCUUGAGCAGUGACAGACGUGUUUCAUACGAGCUCCCAUUGAACUGCAUGUUAACUUCCUCUCCUAAAUCAAGAGCUUUGUAAAAAAAAAAAAAAAUAGUCUACAAUAACCUGGUUAUCCUCUGUUUCAUGACUUGGCACAAUACAGAAGUUAGAGUGAAACUAUG
Molecule: messenger RNA, 4794 nt
Organism: Etheostoma cragini (Arkansas darter)
Lineage: Eukaryota; Metazoa; Chordata; Actinopteri; Perciformes; Percidae
Gene: sort1b
Product: sortilin 1b
Exons: 20
Coding region: 355-2820 (821 amino acids)
Biological process (GO): endocytosis; Golgi to endosome transport; vesicle organization
Cellular component (GO): Golgi apparatus; membrane
Molecular function (GO): protein binding
Source: RefSeq, a predicted model, not a curated record